UAUAACAUCAACUCCGCAUUUCGAAAACCACUCAUUCACAUUCGUAACCUCAAUUCAAAAUCCAUCGAAAGAAGAGGAAAAUAAAUAGAGGGACGAUGAUUUCGGUUCAACACUGUCAUAAAAGUUGCCUGCCAUCGGCGUGCGUCUUCGAGAACAACGUGACGAAGCCAGAAACGACGUCGUGCAGGAGCUUGAAAGUUGGGGAAAGCAACAGAAGGAAAAUAGUGAAGUGCAGGAGCAUUAACAAUGGAGGAGAGGCAGAGAAGGAGAGCGAGAGACGGUCGUUCUUGACGCUGGAGGAAGCUGGAUUGGUGGAGAUUUCUGGACUCAGCACUCACGAACGCUUUCUUUGCCGUUUAACAAUGGUUGGACCGGUCCAGCUAUCACCUGCUUUUAAGAAUGGCUCCAUCUAGCCAAUUAGACCGUUUAGAUAAUUGGACCUGGUUGAACCUUAUUAAAAUGGGCAGGUUUAGCGAACCAAAUUUAAAAAGGAACUCAGACCGGGUCAAAAGCGAGAAAAGGCGAGUCACAGAUAGAAAAAAAUGAUCACUCGACGCGUUCUGUUCUGUUUUCACUUCUUCUGUUGUUCACUCGUUGUCUUGUUCAGUCUCCACUCUCCAUUCUUCAACAGAACCUUCGUGCUCUCCUUUCAUAUUUCACCUCAAUCAAGUUCGUCGCUAUUGAGAGCCGUAUGAGCAACAAGAACUGGAAACUAUGCGGGGGGGAUGGAGAGAGAGAGAGAGAGCGGAGACGCAAAGGAAAGUAUAUUCUUGAGGAGAUGAAGAAAGAAGAUAAAUGGAGAGAGAAACAAGCGAGAAAUAAACCAUGUUACCUCCAUUGUAUCCACAACAAUAGCUGGAACUGGAAGCUCAUCCAGGAGAUUUAUGGGAGAGUGAAGUGAUGUUUUGAAAAGUUGAAGAUGGAAGAGAGAAAGGAAAGUGAGAUGGGAGAUGAGAUGAGUGGGUAGAUAUCCAAAAAAUUAAAAAAAUGAAACAUUAUAUAAUUAUUAUAUUAUUAAACGGGAAGUAGAUUGAUAUAGGAGGAUAGAAGAAUAAUAUAGUCUGUAUUUUAGAAUUCUUGAGCUUACUGCUUGGCUUGCUCGCUUGAAUAGAAAAUGACUCCAAUUUUGCUUUUGUUUUUUAUUAUUAUAAAACAUAUAAUUUUUUUCUAUUAUUUUAAAUAAAAUAAAGUGAUCGUAAUUUGCCAGCCUUAAAUACUAAAUAUAUUUUUUAUUAACAAAUAAAUAAGAUUAAAUAAA
Prosopis cineraria is the source of this 1258-nucleotide messenger RNA. RefSeq lists its product as uncharacterized. NCBI's taxonomy places the organism in Eukaryota, Viridiplantae, Streptophyta, Magnoliopsida, Fabales, Fabaceae. The transcript is spliced from 2 exons. The record is from RefSeq and is a predicted model, not a curated record. The coding region runs from base 96 to 413 and encodes 105 amino acids.